Tremella mesenterica DSM 1558 is the source of this 348-nucleotide messenger RNA. RefSeq lists its product as uncharacterized. The record is from RefSeq and is a predicted model, not a curated record. The transcript is spliced from 3 exons. NCBI's taxonomy places the organism in Eukaryota, Fungi, Basidiomycota, Tremellomycetes, Tremellales, Tremellaceae. Bases 1 to 348 code for a protein of 115 amino acids.
AUGGUCGAAAUCGGCUGCGGAGAUGUUAAACACGCAGACAUUAUUGUCGAGCAGGAGAAUCGGAUCGGGAUUGUCUCAAAAGGUUUGGAGGAUACAGGAUACAUCAAAAGAAGUAGACAAAGUCAAAAACCGACAGUAAGACACGAGCUUCACAGGACAAGAUGGAUGCAGCUUCCCGGAAAAGUCGUCUUCGUUGGGAAAGACAGCCGGUAUUCCAUGAGGUUGGUCAAACUUUUGUGGUGGAUGGUGAGGAAAAAAGUAAGGAGAGAUUUGAGGGAAAUUGACUCAUUGUGGUCAUUACGGUUCGGCAGAGAAUCUGAGGCGAUGAUUGGGAUAUCGACACUGUAG